This is a messenger RNA of Pelobates cultripes (western spadefoot toad), 699 nucleotides long. NCBI's taxonomy places the organism in Eukaryota, Metazoa, Chordata, Amphibia, Anura, Pelobatidae. The record is from the annotation of a GenBank genome assembly.
AUGGAACAAAUCACGAGCGACCACACACCACGACUCACAACCCUGGAGAAAUCAGCCCAGGAGGUAGAGCACACAAAGGAGGCCCAAGAAAGGUGAAUAGCGGCUCUUGAAGACGCACAACCAAAAAAUAACCUCAAGAUCAGAGGUAUUUCAGAUUAAAUCGAAGCAGCUAAGUUGCCUCAUCUCCUAAGAAGACUCCUCACAGAGUUACUCACCCCUAAGCAAGCCAAGAAGGUACAGCUGGAGGGCUUCUUCAGGCUCCCAAAACCAGCUAGAGCACCCGCAACAGUGACACGUGAUGUGGUGGCCCAGUUUGAAUCUGGCUGUGACACCGCAGCAGCCAAGGAGAAAUGCCCUCUCAACUUUGAAUCCAUGCAACUCACCUUCUUCGACGACCUGUCCUCUGGCACAGUGGCUUGGAGACAAUCCCUUCGCCCUCUCACCACGAUCCUGCGGACACAUAACAUCCGCUACCGAUGGACACUAACUCGCACACUAUAUGUGUCCCACGGUGACACCCAGCUCCCCGUCCGAGACAUCACGGCUGCGGAAGCCACGUUGAGAACUCUGGGCCUGCCACAGGACUCGCUUCCCAGGGCCAUACAUGCAGCUUCCUCCCAUAAUUGGGAUCCAUCUAGCCUGUUCAUCCCAAGGCGAGCCACCGCUGACCUGCACGCAAGAAGUAACCUGGAGGCUUAG